Molecule: messenger RNA, 3339 nt
Organism: Heteronotia binoei (common prickly gecko)
Lineage: Eukaryota; Metazoa; Chordata; Lepidosauria; Squamata; Gekkonidae
Product: SNF-related serine/threonine-protein kinase-like
Exons: 6
Coding region: 166-2400 (744 amino acids)
Biological process (GO): microtubule cytoskeleton organization; intracellular signal transduction; protein phosphorylation
Cellular component (GO): cytoplasm
Molecular function (GO): protein serine/threonine kinase activity; tau-protein kinase activity; ATP binding
Source: RefSeq, a predicted model, not a curated record
CGCACUCGCCUCCCCUCCCUGCGCCACGCCGCGGCCCCCUUAAGAAGCUGCUUGACGUCAGCCAACUGUGGAGCCCAGCGCUGCAGAGCCGAGGCAGGAGCGCGCCCGGCCGGCCUCGGCUUCCCCAAUGACUAGACCUCUGUGAGGCGCAGCACAACAGCAAAGAUGGCCGGAACACGGACCUUCCCGGAGGGGAAGAUUGCCGGCCUCUACGAUCUGGAACGCACCCUAGGCAAGGGCCACUUUGCAGUGGUGAAGCUGGCACGGCAUGUCUUCACAGGCGAGCGGGUGGCGGUCAAGGUGAUCGACAAGAGCAAGCUGGACGGCGGGGCGGCUGCCCAGCUCCUGCAAGAGGUGCGUUGCAUGAAGCUGGUCCAGCAUCCCAAUGUGGUGCGCCUCUAUGAGGUCAUCGACACCCACUCCAAGCUCUACCUCAUCCUGGAGCUGGGUGACGGUGGGGACAUGUUCGAUCACAUCAUGCAGCACGAAGGCGGCCUCGGGGAGGAGCGGGCCAAGCACUACUUCGCCCAGAUCGUCCACGCCAUCUCCUAUUGCCACCGUCUCCACGUGGUGCACCGUGACCUCAAGCCCGAGAACGUGGUCUUCUUCCAAGAGCAGGGAGUGGUCAAGCUGACGGAUUUUGGCUUCAGCAACUGCUUCCAACCGGGCACCAUGCUCACCACCAGCUGUGGUUCCUUGGCUUACUCGGCCCCUGAGAUCCUGCUGGGGGAUGAAUAUGAUGCCCCCGCUGUUGACAUUUGGAGCUUGGGCGUCAUUCUUUACAUGCUGGUGUGUGGACAGCCACCUUUCCAGGAAGCCAACGACAGUGAGACCCUGACCAUGAUUCUGGACUGCCGCUACACUAUCCCGUCUCACGUCACCUCACAGUGUGCAGACCUGAUCUCUCAGAUGCUGCAACGGAACCCACAGCAGAGAGCCUCCCUGGAACAGAUCGAAACCCACCCAUGGCUGCAGGGCGUGGACCCCUCCCCAGCCAGUCGCUAUCUCUUGCCUCUAACAUCACACAAGCGGGUCUCGGAGGAGGAGCACGGUAUCAUCAUCCAAGCCAUGAUGUGCGGCAACAUAGCAGACCGGGAAACCAUCCAAGAAGCACUGGAGGCCAACCACUACAACCACAUUACUGCCACCUACUUCCUGCUGGCUGAAAGGAUCCUGCGUGAGAAACAGGAGAAGCAAAGCCCUAGUCCCAGCCUGGUUUACAACCUUGCCCAGCACGUCCAGAGCAGAACCACGUUCAGCACUAUGAGCGAUCUGAGCCACCCCACAGUUUUGGUGGAUGAAAGCCCUCAGCCUCUGACCAAGAGUGCUUUGGAGAACUUUGCUGAGCAUUCUGGGAAGUCCGUCCUGUCCUUCUCCGCUCUGGGAGAAAACGAGUCCCCUUCCAGCUUCCACGGAUGCGGGCAGCCAAUCAGAGCGCUCAUUCGGCCCUCCCUCAUCGAGACCCCCAUUGCUAAGAGCACUCCUGCCUUGCAGCAGAUUUCAGAGGAGGAGGAGGAGGAAGAGGAAGAAGAGGAGGGGAAGCCUGGCCUCUUCCGAAGGAGAACCUCCUCCUUGAACCAAGAGCAGAUGAGCGAUUUCCAGAGUGCCAAGGCUUCCCUUCUGUUCUGCCGAAGUCUCGCAGCUCACAGCAAACUAGCGAAGGCUCCUGUGGCGGGGUUCGCCAAGCAGCGCUCCCUUGAUCAGUCGCAUGAAUCUAGCCUGAACUACGUGGCUCUACAGAGGCCUCUGUCCCUAAUAGACAGCCAAGGCUUUUGCCAAGAGCUCCUGAGCCAAGCCGUGCAACUGGAAGGCACCAGCAACUUCAAGUUGCAAGGGGAGAAAAGAACCCCUGAAUCGUCCCCAGAAGAGACCACCGAAGAUAAGCUGUGGUUGGACGCCAAGGAGGAUACCAAGGAGGAGGAUGGUGGCAGGGCAGUCGUGAGCCCCAGCUUGGUGGAACCACACAUAGGGAAGGAAGAGGACAAUAACAACACUCCCCAAGAUGGACAGGGCCCCGUUAGAGAGAAGCUCCUGAAGAAGGAGGCUGGGGUCCAUGUUCCUCGGAAGAACGAGGCUCUCACUCAGGGCCCAGCUGCCCAGGCAAACACAGCCUUGGACCCAGAAGAAAAGUCCCCCAAACCAGACGGGAACCUUGAGAUGGGACCACCCAGUAGGCCAAAGCACUUGAGCGACAGCCGCGGGAACGGCAGCCCCAGCGGCAGCGAGAGUUUGGCAGACAACAUUAUCAAGCUCGAUCCCGCCAAGGGCAAGAGUGCCAACCUGAAGGACCGGAUCCUACAGUUCCCUCUCUGCGAGAAGGCCCUGGCCUUCCGGAUGCGGCCCGCCUCCAAGGAGAGCCUCCUUUCCCUGGGACAGUUCAACUGCUGCCACGUCAUCUAGGACCCACGUUGCAUUUGCACGAGAGAAAUAGACCGUAGUGAUGAAGGUGAUGACGAAGGCACAGGCCAGAGGCAAGAUGUUGGUUCCAUUCCCAUGAUCCUCUGCUCCCCCGGAAUGGCUGCUGGCAGGAUGGAUGCCCCCGCCUGCGUGAGAAUGCAUUCUGACUCUAGUUCUGUUGUAUCCGCUUGAACGAGAUGGAAUGAACCAAAACGGCUGCCCUCCCUCUUCCCUCCGCUCCUCGCUGAUACUCUCCAAACUCAGCAGAGCCUCCCAAUGCAUGCUGGGCCUCAGUCCCCUCCAGAGGACAGAGAUACCAGGAGCCUCUGCCAUCACGUGCCGCCUGUUUUGGAGUCCCAUGAUUUAGAAGCCAGGUGGUGGUUGUGAUCCAGCCAAGUGAAGCUGGAGAGAGGUCGAUGGUUUUAAAGAGGCCUCAAUACAGGAGCCCUCAAGCCAAGUUUGGGUUACUGCAGGCCAAACUCCCUCAGAGCCAAAAACUAGGAGUCAGGCGUACAGCUCCCUGGUCCUGAUAUGCCCAUCUACAGAAGCGCUUGGGAAAGAAUCCCAUGGUGCAAUGUGGUAGUAACCCUUUUGUUUCCCUCACCAAAAGAGCCAUUUUCCUGCUCUUUUAUGCCCCCCCCCCUCAAUAACCCUCUGUUGUAACAUAACUCAGAAAUGGCCAGUCCUGCAACUUGGGUGUCUGGGAAUUUAUUUAUUGGAAGAAAACCAGAGGAGUCCGCUUCAAGAGCUCCUUUUGCUGCAUAAAAGUCCAUGCAGACAGAGGCCAAGGAAACGCCUACCCUUGCCCUGCUACAAAGCUUGAGUAGUUCUAUUCUUUGCCUGCAGGCCCCAGUCUCCCUGUGCCUCUUAUAGGCCUCUCUGGAGCCUUGAAAUGAUAGCUGAACUUCCCCCUGUCCCUUGCUCUCAAAAAAAGACCAAAGU